Messenger RNA from Thrips palmi, 1345 nucleotides. RefSeq names its product aldo-keto reductase family 1 member A1-like. Gene Ontology annotation, molecular function: aldose reductase (NADPH) activity. The transcript has 5 exons. The record is from RefSeq and is a predicted model, not a curated record. Bases 160 to 1158 code for a protein of 332 amino acids. NCBI's taxonomy places the organism in Eukaryota, Metazoa, Arthropoda, Insecta, Thysanoptera, Thripidae. Gene Ontology annotation, cellular component: cytosol.
AGCGGUGCCAGCGGUGCCAGCGGGCCCCUCGGUGGGAGUGUCUACGCGUUUCGCUGGGUGUCGUGCAGUGCAGUUGGAAACGCUCGCCCGGCCCGCCCAGCGACCCACAGGGAAUCAGUCAGUUUGUGUCGAACUCGGAGACUCGAACCGAGAACCACCAUGGCCUGCCCCGAGUUCGCGACGCUGUACACCGGCGCCAAGAUGCCCCUGCUGGGCUACGGCACUUGGCAGUGCGCGUCGGGCGAGCUGGAGGAGGCCCUGGAGGAGGCCCUGUGCGCGGGCUACCGCCACAUCGACACGGCGGCGGCCUACGAGAACGAGGCCGUGAUCGGCAAGCUCAUCAAGGAGCGCUGGAUCGACACGGACAACAUGACGCGCGACGAGCUCUUCCUCGUCACCAAGCUGCCCCCCGUCGGCCUGGUGCCCGGCGGCCCCGAGAAGUUCCUGAAGCGCUCCCUGGCUGCGCUGCGGGUGGACUACGUGGACGUGUACCUGGUGCACACACCCUUCGGCUUCGUGCCCAUCGAGGGCGGCGACGAGAUGCACCCCGUCGGCCCCGACGGCAAGAUCCCCAUCAACGGAGACCCGGACAUCGUCACCAUCUGGAAGGAGAUGGAGGCGCUCGUGGACGCCGGCCUCGCCAAGGCGAUCGGCCUCUCCAACUUCAACCAGAGGCAGAUCCAGAAGAUCCUCGACGUCUGCCGCAUCCGGCCCGCCAACCUGCAGAUCGAGCUGCACGUCAACAUGCAGCAGAAGCCGCUGGUCGAGUUCUGCAAGAAGAACGACAUCGUGGUGACGGCGUACUCGCCGCUCGGCAGCCGCGGCUCCAGCACGUUCCUGUCGAGGUUCGGCACCAAGGUUGAAGUCCCCGACCUGUUCAACAACCCCGUCAUCCUGGAGGUGGCCGCCAAGUACAAGAAGCAGCCCGGGCAGAUCCUGCUGAAGCACGUGGUACAGAGGGGCAUCGCGGCCAUCCCCAAGAGCUGCAGCCAGGAGCGCAUCAUCCAGAACAUCCAGCUGUUCGACUUCACCCUCAGCCCGGAGGACGUGGCCAAGGUGGACGCCCUGGACCUCGGCCCGGACGGCCGCAUCUUCGACUUCACGUUCAUUGGUGCACAGAAGACUGACCCGGCAUAUCCGUUCAACGAGUACCCCUGAGCGGGCAGCCGGCAGCCGGCGACUACCCACCGAGCCAUUACACCGACAGUAUUACUUCUAUUAUUGUCUCAACUACACAUCCACAGUUUGCUGACUAUUUCCUACACUGCGAUACUCUAUUCAAAAUACGGGUGAUAGCGCCUUUUUUAAAUGAUUUUUUUUAAUUAAAAGAGCUUAUUUAUUCGUU